Molecule: messenger RNA, 1129 nt
Organism: Saprolegnia parasitica CBS 223.65
Lineage: Eukaryota; Oomycota; Saprolegniomycetes; Saprolegniales; Saprolegniaceae
Exons: 2
Coding region: 76-1053 (325 amino acids)
Biological process (GO): cytoplasmic translational initiation
Cellular component (GO): eukaryotic translation initiation factor 3 complex, eIF3m; cytoplasm
Molecular function (GO): translation initiation factor activity; RNA binding; protein binding
Source: RefSeq, a predicted model, not a curated record
GAACCAACCAAGUCAAGUUGGCGUUUUAGUCGCAAGUCGCCCAUACUUGUUCCCGUGUCUACUUAGCGCAGCAACAUGCAUCCGAUCCUGCUCAAGGGCCACUCGCGCUCGAUCACGAUGAUCAAGCACAACCGCGAGGGCGAUCUCCUCGUCACCGUCGCCAAGGACCACGUCCCGUCGCUCUGGUACUCGUCGACGGGCGAGCGCAUUGGCACCUUCCACGGCCACCAGGGUGCGGUCUGGGCGUGCGAUAUCUCGUACCACUCCGAGUUCCUCCUUACGGCCGCUGCUGAUGCCACGGUCAAGCUUUGGGACUUGAAGACGGGCAAGGAGCUCUUCAGCUUCACGCACACGGGCUCGGCGCGUAGCGUCAACUUUGCCCAUGGGGACAAGCAGUUCAUCUCGGUCGCGGAUCAGUUUGCUGAGAACCCGGCCACGGUCUUCGUCUACGACCUUGCGCAGAACGGCGAGAAGCAGUCGUCGCAGCCCAAGCUCGCGAUCACCAAGCACGGCCACAAGGGCCGCGUGACGGGCGCGUACUGGAUGCCGUUGAACGAGGGUAUCUUGACGACCGGCGAAGAUGGCAUGGUGAAGCUCUUCAACCCGGAGACGGGUGCCUUGAUCUCGGAGCACAAGGUUCACAACGGCUCGAUCACGAGCUUGAGCUUCAACAAGGACAAGACGCUUGCGAUCACGUCGUCGAAGGACAACACGGCCAAGCUCUUGGAUGUGGAGACGCUCGAGGUCCUCAAGACGUACGAGACGGAUCGCCCUGUCAACUCGGCGAGCAUCUCGCCGACGAAGGAACACGUCGUCUUGGGCGGUGGUCAGGAGGCCAUGACAGUCACGGUCACGGCGGGCCGUGCCGGCAAGUUUGAAGCGCGCUUCUUCCACCAGGUGUACGAGGAAGAAUUUGGCCGCGUCAAGGGCCACUUCGGUCCUAUCAACUCGAUCACGUUCCACCCGGAUGGCAAGAGCUACACGAGCGGCGCCGAGGACGGCUACGUCAGAAUACAUCAUUUCGACCAGGAGUACUUGGAGCGUGACGCGUAAGCGCAACCACGCCUAUCAUUAUGCUCCUCCCUCCAUUCCGCCGCAAUAUGAAAGCGGGCGACGGCCGUGCGAAUGG